UUUAUAGUAGGAAGAAAUCUUGAAGUUGAAAGGGAAAUAUAAUAUGUACAUACAUAAUUAUAUGUUUUUGCCACUUUUCACUCAUUAAAAAACCAUCUUUCCUCUGAAAUUUCUUGACUUUCUUCCACCUUUUCUGGCAAAAAUGAUCCUUCAGUCUAUUGGGUUGUGUUAAAAAAUAAAAAAAUAAAAGCUUUUUUUUCCCCAAGGUUAUCGUGAAUUAUGGGUAAUAGCUUAUUUUCCAGGAGAAAGAAAGAUAGCAAAGAUAAUUAUGGAACAAGGAGUAAGAGGAUGGGGGGAAGGUCCCAGAGGAAAAUGCUUGCUGAGGAAGAGCUUUUGCAUAGGCAAGCUUUGUCUAUGGCUCUUCAUCAGCACCAAUUGUCUCAGAGAUUUGAUGGAUCCAUGUCCAGGAGAAUUGGCUCUACCAGCUCCAGAAGACAUACUGAUCCAUUAGCUAAUAAUGAAAAAAAGGUGCUGGAAUCUCUUGAAAACAUCAAAUUUAAGAGAAUUGUUCUGAUACAUGGAGAAGGCUUUGGAGCUUGGUGUUGGUAUAAAACCAUUGCUCAAUUGGAGGAAGUGGGCCUUUCACCCACGGCAUUCGAUCUCACUGGUUCCGGUAUCGAUCUGACAGAUACCAACACCGUCACUACAUUAGCAGAAUAUUCGAAACCUUUGAUUCAAUAUCUGGAGACCCUUCCUGAAGAUGAGAAGGUUAUUUUGGUGGGUCAUAGCAGUGGAGGUGCAUGCCUUUCUUAUGCACUGGAGAAUUUCCCAGAAAAGAUCUCCAAAGCAAUCUUCCUCUGUGCUACAAUGGUAUCUAAUGGUCAGAGACCUUUCGAUGUGUUUGCAGAAGAGCUCGGUUCUGCUGAACGUUUCGAGCAGGAGUCGCAGUUUUUGAUUUAUGGAAACGGAAAAGAUAAGCCGCCUACGGGGUUCAUGUUCGAGAAACAGCUAAUGAAAGGAUUGUAUUUCAACCAAUCACCAACAAAGGAUGUUGCUUUGGCCAUGGUUUCCAUGAGGCCCACUCCACUAGGUCCUAUCAUGGAGAAACUGUCAUUGACCCCCGAGAAAUACGGGACCGGACGGCGGUUCUACAUUCAGACAUUAGAUGAUCGUGCUCUUUCACCGGACGUGCAAGAAAAACUAGUACGGGAGAACCCACCAGGAGGAGUUUUCAAGAUUAAAGGGAGUGACCAUUGCCCAUUCUUCUCAAAGCCACAGUCGCUUCACAAAAUUUUAGUAGAAAUUAUUCAGAUUCCUUAGCUUAAUUUUCAGACAAGAAGAAAAAAGGGAAAGGGAUAAAUCAUUAGUAUUUAUUUAUAUUUUCUGAUAGAAAACAGUUUUUUCAUUACAUGGCAUUUUAUAGUCACAGGCCUUGCAUGUAGAACUAUGGGCUACCUGUCUGUAAUUUAUUCUCUCUUUUUCUUACAGGACAAAAGUUAUGUUCAUUACAUGGCAUUUUUUUCCUUG
This is a messenger RNA of Hibiscus syriacus, 1467 nucleotides long. RefSeq names its product putative methylesterase 14, chloroplastic. Gene Ontology annotation, molecular function: methyl jasmonate esterase activity; methyl indole-3-acetate esterase activity; methyl salicylate esterase activity. The coding region runs from base 220 to 1260 and encodes 346 amino acids. The record is from RefSeq and is a predicted model, not a curated record. Lineage: Eukaryota; Viridiplantae; Streptophyta; Magnoliopsida; Malvales; Malvaceae. Gene Ontology annotation, biological process: jasmonic acid metabolic process; salicylic acid metabolic process. The transcript has 5 exons.